Hemibagrus wyckioides is the source of this 3019-nucleotide messenger RNA. RefSeq names its product cryptochrome circadian regulator 1b (gene cry1b). Gene Ontology annotation, molecular function: FAD binding; DNA binding. The transcript has 13 exons. The record is from RefSeq and is a predicted model, not a curated record. Lineage: Eukaryota; Metazoa; Chordata; Actinopteri; Siluriformes; Bagridae. Gene Ontology annotation, biological process: entrainment of circadian clock by photoperiod; circadian regulation of gene expression; negative regulation of DNA-templated transcription. The coding region runs from base 580 to 2424 and encodes 614 amino acids. Gene Ontology annotation, cellular component: nucleus; cytoplasm.
GGAGUCUGACUCCCUAACGCCUAAGCGCUCGAGCUGGAAUAAAACGACGUUCACGCGCAAGACCAGUAGUAUAUGAAACGUUAAGCUCGUGAGCUGCACGCAUGGUGGAUGUAUUAAUUAUCCGAUAGGACGAUAUUCUUUCUUAAAUUAAUUCAUUUAUUUUAAUCCCAUUUAUUCUCGUUUCCGUGCUGACAUUUAUGCAUUGCCUUGUCUGAGCUAGCAAAGCCUCAAGUACAGCUAACCGGCUAACACGGUUACGGUAUCAAGACAAAAACUAUAUUCAUUGCUUUGUCGUCGUUUUGUUUUGACGGCUUCUUGCGGAUCUGCGAAUUUUUCCUGAAGAAACAAUCGAGCGAAUGAUAUUUACUAUAAUGAUAUCACUACAGUGCCGUAUGUGACCGGUGUUUAUGAAGCCGUCCUGGAUAAUUCACCUGAGAUCCGUCUGCAGCGACAGCAUGGAAAACGUUUUCCUCGAGCAAGGUUAAACUCGGGAUUGUCAAUCUGGCGUGCUCUUGAGCUGUGAAGUAGACGUGUUUAAGUCCCUGUAUUCUGAGAAACCCGUGGAAGAAGAGUGGAGUAAUGGUGAUGAACGCGGUUCAUUGGUUCAGGAAGGGCUUGAGGCUGCACGAUAACCCCGCACUCCGGGAGGCUAUAGAGGGAGCGGACACUUUACGAUGUGUUUACAUUCUUGACCCCUGGUUUGCAGGUUCAUCCAACGUGGGAAUCAAUAGAUGGAGGUUUUUGUUGCAGUGUCUGGAGGACCUGGAUGCCAGCCUUCGCAAACUCAACUCUCGCCUGUAUGUUAUCAGAGGACAGCCCACUGAUGUUUUUCCAAGGCUUUUUAAGGAGUGGAAGAUCACGCAUCUGUCUUACGAGUAUGACUCCGAACCAUUUGGGAAGGAGCGGGAUGCCGCCAUCAAAAAGCUAGCCAACGAGGCAGGGGUGGAGAUCGUUGUUAGAAUCUCCCACACACUCUAUGAUCUCGAGAAGAUCAUUGAGCUGAAUGGUGGGCAGCCCCCUCUCACCUAUAAGCGCUUUCAGACGAUUAUCAGUAGAAUGGAUCCUGUAGAAAUGCCAGCAGAGACCAUUACUGCUGAGAUAUUAAGGAAGUGUAUCAUGCCUGUUGGUGAUGACCAUGAAGAGAGGUUUGGUGUGCCCUCACUGGAAGAGCUUGGCUUUGAGACAGAGGGUCUACCAUCUGCCGUGUGGCCAGGAGGAGAGUCUGAGGCUCUGACUCGGCUAGAGAGACACUUGGAGAGAAAGGCAUGGGUGGCUAACUUUGAGCGUCCCAGGAUGAAUGCAAAUUCAUUACUGGCCAGUCCUACAGGUCUGAGCCCUUAUCUACGAUUUGGCUGCCUCUCCUGUAGACUCUUCUACUUCAAACUCACAGACUUGUACAGAAAGGUAAAGAAAAAUAGUGUCCCUCCACUGUCUCUCUAUGGCCAGCUGCUAUGGAGAGAGUUCUUCUAUACUGCAGCCACAAACAGUCCAUGCUUUGACAAGAUGGAGGGCAACGCAAUUUGUGUGCAGAUCCCAUGGGACCGUAACCCAGAAGCAUUAGCAAAGUGGGCAGAAGGCAGGACAGGUUUUCCCUGGAUUGAUGCUAUCAUGACCCAGCUGAGGCAGGAGGGGUGGAUCCAUCAUCUGGCACGGCAUGCUGUUGCAUGCUUCCUCACCAGAGGAGACCUGUGGAUCAGCUGGGAGGAAGGUGUCAAGGUGUUUGAAGAGUUGCUACUGGAUGCAGAUUGGAGUGUUAAUGCAGGCAGCUGGAUGUGGCUCUCCUGCAGCUCAUUUUUUCAGCAGUUCUUCCACUGCUACUGCCCGGUGGGUUUUGGUCGCCGCACCGAUCCCAAUGGAGACUAUAUACGUCGGUAUUUGCCUAUAUUGAGGGGUUUUCCUGCCAAAUACAUCUAUGACCCUUGGAAUGCACCAGAAAGUGUACAGAAGCUUGCUAAGUGUAUCAUUGGGACGCACUACCCUAAGCCUAUGGUCAACCAUGCCGAAGCCAGCAGAAUAAACAUCGAGCGUAUGAAACAGAUCUACCAGCAGCUGUCUUGCUACAGAGGCCUUGGACUUCUGGCCUCUGUGCCAUCCAAUGUCAGUGGUCAGGGUGAAGGUGCAGGAGCAGGUCUGAACUCUGCAGACAGCACACAGGAGACCAAUGGUGCAGUGCAACUGCCCCCAGACAGCAUUCGAGUUGUGUCAGCAGGCCUAAUGCCUCAUACUGACCAACUAAGUGGUACUAAUGCCCAGCCACAGUCAGGUGUUACAGGAACUGGUGGAGUAAAAUCUUGGAGACAAGAAACAAUUCAAACACAGAGAGGCAGAGGCACAUCGACUCUGAAGCGAGUUAGUGAAGAGUUGUUAUCAAGCAACGCAUGCAAGAUUCACAAACAGCACAGUGACGAGCCACACUCACAGUGAAAGAAAGCACAUACCUCUCCUCAGGCUGCCAGCAGGAUGUAUUCCAAAUUGUAGUAUUGAGGACUUUCUAGAUAUUGCUUAUCUGCUUGUAUCACUUUUAAUAAUACUGUAUGUACCCUGUAUGCUUGACUGUAGUGCUCACAUGAAAUAAAGCUUGAUAUGUGACUGUAAAUCUUUAUAUAUAAUAUAUGCUGUACAUACUCACAUUGUUCUAUAUGUUUAAAUCACUGUAAGUACAUUAUUUUAGUGUCUGUACAAAUCGUUUAGAAAAAUUGUUUAUGUUCACUGGUUUUAUGUAUAUGUAUAUAUAUAUAUAUAUAUAUAUAUAUAUAUAUAAUGUCAGCUGUAUGUCCAUGCACUAAAUUUCCAUGUGUAAGCCUCCUUCUCAGUAUUCCAGAUCAGUGUGGAAAUAUUUGCAUGCAUGGAUCUUUUAUACUGGUGUAUCUGUGCCAUAAGGAUUGUGCAGUGCAAAGACUUGGCAUUUUAUUGUUCAUGUAAUAUAUUAAUACAAAGAUAUGAAUGUGUUUACUUUGAGGAUGAUGAUGAUGAUGAUAUAAAUAAUAGUCCCAUCCAAAAGGUGUCUCAUCUACUAAAG